AUUAGACCCAGCCCAAACUAUUUGUUCCCUUCCUACUCCCUAGUUCAAAGCCGAAGUUUUUGAGUAGCCGACUUUACCCUUCUUCUCUGUUCAAAAAUCCAGCGUUUCCUGUCUACUCAUACUCCGACUUGCGACACCCAGACCCAGAGCAUAAUGGCCAGCAAAUCUGAGAGUAAGGAACCUGUAAAUGAGCAAAUGGUUGCAAAUACGUAUGCAGCUAUGAGAUCUGAACUAAAUCAAAUUUAUUCGAAGAUCACUGAAUUGGAGAUGGAAGUGAGUGAGCAUUCACUAGUUAUAAAUGCCAUUCAGCCGCUUGACCAAUCAAGAAGGUGUUACCGAAUGAUUGGAGGUGUGCUGGUGGAGAGAACCAUCAAAGAGGUUCUCCCGGCUGUGCAGCGAAACAAAGAAGGGCUUGAGGAGGUAAUCACUCGGCUUAACGAGGCCUUGGAGAAGAAGAAAAAGGAAAUUGCUGAUUUUGAGGCAAAAUACAAAAUUAGGAUAAAGAAGUCUGAUAGUGAGGUGAAAGAUGAAAGCAGCAAGAAGGAAGGCUCUGCUCAAGGAGUUCUUGUUGGCCCUGCAAGUUCAAGUGGGUGAUAGGUCUACUCUUUCUGUUUCCUUCCUCAUAUUCUUAAACUUUGUCCAGUUAUUGCUAAGAUGUACCCAAAUCUGACCAGAUGAAACUUUGUUCAGUUAUUGCUAAGAUGUACCAGUUUUUAGAGAAUCAGAUGUUUUGUUGAUCAGGAUAACAUUUUGUAACAAAUUGUGUUAAAUUGGUGAUUAUGUUU
Molecule: messenger RNA, 785 nt
Organism: Theobroma umbraticum
Lineage: Eukaryota; Viridiplantae; Streptophyta; Magnoliopsida; Malvales; Malvaceae
Gene: PDF2
Product: prefoldin 2
Biological process (GO): protein folding
Cellular component (GO): prefoldin complex
Source: RefSeq, a predicted model, not a curated record